AUCAGUUUGUCAACAGAAACAAUAAUAAAAAGAAUUUGUAGGAAGAAGGACACAUUUAAAUGCAAGUUUAUGACUCUGAGUGUAAAGGCCAAAAUAAUAAUAAUAAUAAUAAUAAGGGCCAUUGGGUCUAAAUAGGCAGUCAGGCCCAUAACUUAGGGGAGCUUCAGCCUUAGAAGGGAAGGCCUUUUCUUUUCAGAAGUUAGAUUUCCAUUCUGCAAAUUCCUUUCUCUCUCUAGAACAGAAACCUUGCCCAAACUCAAAUGCUCUGCCUUCUCUCUAAAAUUCUAGCAGAUUGAACUCUUGAAUCUCUGUUUUGUUGCUGCAAAAUCAUUCCUGGCGCGGAGAGCUUCGAUUCCUACCGAACAAUUUCUUCAUUUCAUCGGGUGCUGUUGAAGUUUUGUCCUGUGAGGGCACUGUUAGGAAGUCUCCAUUUAGCUGUAGUGUAGCGUGGUACCAGCCAUGACUAAUGCUUUGGUGCUUGGUUUUUGUGCUAUCAUAAGCUUGGUUGUGGCACCAUGUUCUAUUUCUGCUCAACCAACAAGGGCUUUCUUCGUUUUUGGUGAUUCACUGGUGGACAGUGGCAACAAUGAUUUCUUGGCAACCACUGCCAGAGCAGACGCUCCACCCUAUGGCAUUGACUUCCCAUCACACAGACCCACUGGACGUUUCUCCAAUGGCUUAAACAUCCCUGACCUUAUCAGUUUGGAACUUGGUCUAGAGCCUACACUGCCGUAUUUGAGCCCCUUACUGGUCGGAGAGAAGCUACUGAUCGGUGCCAAUUUUGCAUCAGCUGGGAUUGGCAUUCUCAAUGAUACGGGAAUUCAAUUUUUGAACAUUAUCCACAUCUACAAGCAACUCAAGCUAUUCCAGGAGUAUCAGCUAAGGUUAAGUGCACACAUUGGUCCGGAGGGAGCCAGAAACCUAGUAAACAGAGCACUCGUUCUCAUCACUCUCGGAGGCAAUGACUUUGUCAACAAUUACUACCUGGUCCCCUACUCAGCAAGAUCUCGCCAAUUUUCUCUCCCAGACUAUGUUCGCUAUCUCAUUUCUGAGUACCGCAAAGUUCUGAGGAGGCUUUAUGAUUUGGGUACUCGAAGAGUUCUUGUAACGGGUACUGGACCGAUGGGGUGUGUUCCUGCGGAAUUAGCCAUGAGAAGCAGAACGGGUGAUUGCGACGUGGAACUUCAGAGAGCCGCUGCAUUAUUCAAUCCCCAACUGGUUGAAAUGUUGAACGCACUGAACGAAGAAGUUGGUUCCCAAGUUUUCAUUGCUGCUAAUGCUUAUCGCAUGCACAUGGAUUUCGUUUCCAACCCUCGAGCUUAUGGAUUUGUGACAUCGAAGAUAGCUUGCUGUGGGCAAGGGCCAUACAACGGGAUUGGACUGUGUACACCAGCUUCAAACUUGUGUCCGAACAGAGACCUUUACGCGUUCUGGGAUCCGUUCCAUCCAUCAGAAAAAGCAAACAGAAUCAUAGUCCAACAGAUUCUGAGAGGCACCAACGAAUACAUGCAUCCCAUGAAUCUCACCACCAUCAUGGACCUCGAUUCCAUGACCUGAUUCAUCGUUUUUCGAUUUCCAUGUCUGAAAAAAGUCAAAGGAUGUUAUAUCUAUAUAUGUGUGCCACCUAAGCUUGUUUGAUCUUCUUAUAUCAUCAUUCCCUAGCUAGCUACUGUGCUUUCUGCUGCAAACUUUCUUUAUCUUCUCCUCCUUUCUUCCUUCGAUUGUUAUUCUCUGUCGGAAGUAAUUUUGGUCUCUCACCACAAAUAAAUUUACGUUCUUCUCUAUCAUUCCUUUCUUCGCAUCUAAUUUCUUUACAUUUUCUGAAAUACUCUCCUUCAAUGUUAUGCUUUCGCCU
Messenger RNA from Vigna radiata var. radiata (mung bean), 1855 nucleotides. Its product is annotated as GDSL esterase/lipase At5g33370-like. The record is from RefSeq and is a predicted model, not a curated record. Bases 460 to 1557 code for a protein of 365 amino acids. Gene Ontology annotation, molecular function: hydrolase activity, acting on ester bonds. NCBI's taxonomy places the organism in Eukaryota, Viridiplantae, Streptophyta, Magnoliopsida, Fabales, Fabaceae. The transcript is spliced from 7 exons.